AUGAAGGAGGAGCUACAUUUGAAGAAAGCAACAGUGAAGAAGAUGAAUUCAGCUUCAGAUCAGAUUUGCACCAGCGCCACUCAUCAUCCACCUUUCUUCUUCCUCUGUUCUCGGCCUAUAUAUACUCACCCCACUCGCUUCUCCCUCUUCACCUCGUGCCCUGCUUCUUCCCUCCCUCCUCAUCCUCCCUCACCACCGGAGCUGGCGAUUCCGAUCUCUCCGGAGGCGUCCGUGAAAGCCCUGUAUGAGGCCAUAAAGCGGCGUGACGCGGGGGCGUUGAACCAGCUGCUGGCCCCGGACCUCGAGUGGUGGUUCCACGGCCCUCCCAAUCGCCAGCACCUGAAGCGCCUCCUCACCGGCGAGGAUGAGGCCUUCGAGUUCUUGCCGCAGGAGGUGGCCGCCUUCGGCUCCAUCGUGGUGGCGGAGGGAGGCGGUCCCGGCGCCGCCGUGUGGGUCCACGCGUGGACCGUGGGCCCAGACGGGGUGAUCACCCAGGUGCGGGAGUACUUCAACACCUCCCUCACCGUCACUCGGGUCGAAGGCGACGCCCGCGGUUCCGACGACGAGUCGCCCGGGUUGACUCAGUGCUGCGUGCGGGUGUGGCAGAGCCAGCGAUCCCCCAAGGCACUGCCCGGCCUCGUCCUUGCGAUAUAAUUAAUAUAUCAUUAUAAAAUAAUAAAAUGCAAAUAAAUAUGUUCCUUGAGUAAUUGUUUGUGUUGUUGAUUGUGUUUGAGGUUAAGGCGGUUGGAGGUAAUUAAUUAAUUAGGAGUUAAAUGGGAUUUGGGAGUUGUGGGGGGGUUUUUAAGUUGUGUUGUUUUGUGUAUGUGUUUAGUGUAUGUGGAGUUAAAUUAAUUAAUAAGAA
Molecule: messenger RNA, 862 nt
Organism: Zingiber officinale
Lineage: Eukaryota; Viridiplantae; Streptophyta; Magnoliopsida; Zingiberales; Zingiberaceae
Exons: 2
Coding region: 1-654 (217 amino acids)
Source: RefSeq, a predicted model, not a curated record